AUGGCGGAGGCGGAAGGGGCGAUCGGUACGGGCGUGGAAUCGGAGUUGGACGAGGAAGACUUUGCGUUCUCGCGGAGUUACUUCCUGGCAAAGGAGACCGGGGGUGCCUCUAAGAGGAAGUCAGCGCCGAAGGUCAGCGACAUAAACCCCGUCGACGAGCAGGUAAGCCGGCAGUCCCGAUCCCAUCAUCACCAGGGGGAGUCAUUUUCGGGUGAAAAUAAAUAGUCGAUAGAUGAUUCCGUUCUCUGGUUUCUUAUUCGACCAUUUCCGGUCAGUUAUUACCACGUUCUGGGGGGGGCAUGUCGUCGAGCAGGUAGAGAACGUGGAUGUGUGUGAUGUCGUCUGAUCUUUGGCAGACUUCGCUUAGUGCUUGGUCCUUCAAAACUUCUUGGUGAAUGAUGCAUUCUUUGACGCCGAAUGGCUUCAUCCGAAGGAAUCUCUCUGUGAACUAUAAACUCAAUAUCCGAAUGAGAUCUUAUGGGGUUUCCCUCUGAAGGCCCCGGUUUGGUAGCACCCCGGUAGUCCUUAUACAAUCAUUCACUUUAUCAUUGACAUAGGCAUGUACGAAACAAGUCAAACCACUAAUUCAACAUCAUCUGCGGCUUUCUAUUGCUGCAUGAAACAUGGACUUGCCGUUCUUUUCUCUCAUUAAAGUUUCAAAAUCAAGCUUGUUAAAAGAACGUCCCCGGAAGGAUACUCAUUUUUAAUUUUAUUAAUCUUCUAUCAAGGUCCCUGGUUUGAAUUCUCUUGAAGAAGUUGUUGAUACAUUCAUGUCUGAAGACACGGGAUUUCUUUCCAGGUCCUGAGAACAACAUUGUCUGGACUUCCAGUAAAACACGGGAAGGAGAUAAAAACUCUGCUGAAUAGCUACAAAGAUCUAUACCCAGAGUGGCUUUUCGAACUGAGGUUUGUUCACUUUAUACCUCCAAGCUAUGGGUCAAAUUUUAAAUAGCAUUUGACAUCCAUUCGUGUUUGAAUUGAAAUAAAAUCUCAAUGCUUGAUUCCCUUGAUCUUCAUUUUCUGCAAUCUGAGCCGAUUUCUUAGAACUAGCAUUCAGUCGCCUCGUGCAUCGUCUUCUUAAUAUUCAUUAGUGGUUUAAUGGUAGUCAGCAAUGUUUCGAUGAUAAUGAUAAAAAAAAAUAUAUCAGUAGAGAAAGAUACCUACCCUUCUUUCUUCAGUAUUCAUCUUCUCAUCUAUGUUGAACUUUAAUGCAUUUCAGAAGAAAUUAAUCCUCAGAAGAAACUUAGUUGCUCUCGUGAAAGCUUUUCAUUCAGACAAAACUGACCCUCAUGUUCUUGCUGUUAAAAUCAUGCCCAUAAAGCAAAUGUUUUUUCUUGAAUGUUUGUUAAUUCAUCUAUUUUGUGUUUCAACCAUAGUUUAUCUCUGAAGGCGUUAACUUGAUGUCUUUAUAAUCGAUCUUUAUGAUCAUAAUUGAUGAUUUUUUGUUUAGACAUGAACCUGGGUCGUAUAAUGUCAUCUGCUCAAAGUCAGCUCCUCAAUAGUUGUUUCUGGUUCUGAUUGACCAUUGUGAUUACGUGGUGGUUAAUGGCAUGCGCAUGAGAAAUAUAAUUUAGGGGUUGAAACACUAAAGGAUUUUGCUUCAUAUCACUGUGAUUAAUAAAUCAUCUACAUUCACCUCAAUAUCAACACUCUUUAACUCACAUUUUUCACCAACCAGAGGUCGAAUCUCAAAUUUUCUUCCUACAGAGUAUCCUUUUGGGAAAGGUCUACAUCUUCUGAUGGAUAUCACUUCCAAAAUAGAGAAGGGCAAAACGUUUUUGACCCUGGUGGCCCAAAAAUGGUUGGCUAGCAUUCCGAAAACUUGAAGGAUGGGCUACAAGGAUGAGGUGGCUCAAAAUCAGAUUAGGCCCAUAAUUGGAGACGUAAGAAUUACAUCAAUGACUAGUUAAGUUAAUUUUUUCGUACACUUUAAAUCUAUUUUAAAGUACUUUUUAAAGCAUUUGAAUGUUUUUAAAGUAUCGUUAACAUAGAUCCAUUUUAUUAAAGAGAUUCCAACUGAAAUUCGGCAUAUUUAAAGCCUUCUACACUGAAACCCCGGAGGCAUUUUGAGUUAGUACGAAUUCUACUUGUUUGAGGUUUCCUCUCCAUAUGUUUGUGGAUUCAAGCACCCCCUUGUGGAUUCAAGAGAAUAUCGUGAUCCUUAUGAAUCCAUCAAGUUCUUGAGGACUCAAGGAUUAGGGUUCUGUGGAUUUCUUCAUUGAAAUUCUGUUUUUUGUAAAUUCAAGGGCGAAAUUUCUUUUUCACAUAACUCCCUUUUCGUUAAUUGGUAUCAAAACAAGGUUUCAGGGCCUCCUAGCAUCAAAUGAGGAGUUUUAUGAUCCAUGUGGACUGAUUGUCUAGGUCAUUCCUUCUGGAUUCAAGGAUUGAGGAAAAUUUGUGCCUUAUGAAUUCAGGCCUGACUCUAAUUAUUGAAAAUCUUUCAUGAUAUGAUGCACCGUUGAUGAUAUUCUUUCUAAGUCUUGGACCCGAGAAGACCAUCUCUUCAAUCUGAAAAAUGUGUUUAAUCACCUUAAUUAAACAUUUCAGUAUAGGCUCCCGAUUGAACCCUAAAAAAUGUGUUUUUGGAGCAAAGUCCGGAAAACUCCUAGGAAUCUCCAUUAGUCGGAGAGGGAUUGAGAUUGAUCCGAGUAAAGCGAAGGCAAUCAUAGAAAUGCCGCCACCAACAAACGAGAAAGAGAUUAGGGGAUUUUUUUGACGAAUCCCAUAUUUGAGCUGAUUCAUUGUACAGCUUAUGCCGAUUGGUGAACCGCUGUCCCUUGUGGAUUCACGACUGGACUUGUAUUAUUCUGCAAAUUAUGUUGCAUCAAGUAUUCAAGCCUUUUUUUAUUUAUCAAGGUUUCAAGAUUCGAUGGUUUUCAUGUUGUUCAUGAGGUAUGCACCAUAUAAACAUAGACAUUUCCAAGUUUUAUUAAAGUCUGUUAGAACUUUCCAGAUGUGCAUGAUACAUUGAUAUAAAUACCUAUCAAUGAACAUCAUUUAUAUUUUACUAUUAGUAAUCAGAAUGAUAAUGAGUUGAAACGUUGGGAAUUUCAUUGGGCAUAGUAAUAUGAAUAAUAAGUUUGAGAAGAAAUAUGUAGAAGAAGAUAUUAUAAAUUUACAUUCUCAUUUAUUGGUUGUGAAGAAGCUCAUGUUUAUACUGAAGGAAGAUGACCAGUCUCAUCAUCACAAUAUUGCUAGAAUGCAAUCCACUAUUAGUGAAAAAUUACGUGAUGUUAUUAUUUACAAUGAAAGUAGUAAAAAUUAUGUUUCUGCUGUCGUGAGGGUUUUAUAAAUAAACCCUGUACUUUCAUAUUGGCAGAUAUGCCCUGAAUACUUGGAAUCAUGUACUCUCAAGGGUAUAAUAUAAUACUGGACCCCAUCUGUCUUGUAAAACAGAUUCUUGUUUUUUGUUGGAAAUAGAGAAAAAACCUUAUCACAAAGGACGGAGGGGAGAACGGCAGAAACCGCCUCAAGAUUCAUUCAACUGUAACCCCCAUUAUAUAGGGAGUAACGAUACACAACUUUUACCAAAACACCCUCAACUAAUUACACUAUUUCCCUACGACCUAAAACUUCCAACACCCCCCCUCAAGAUGAACUUUGAAAAAUUCAUCCUGACUUGUUGGCGAUGACAAAGAUCUGUUGUUGCAGCAACUCUCCCUUUGAUGGUAAUCACAGAUGACUGCCACUGAGGUUGUGGAUUCGCCAGCACCUUUGGCUCCUCUGAUGUUGUCAUGCCCCAAAGACAGCUCACUUGCUGCCCUUGUACACUUGCUGUCCAGAUUCUUUGAGAGAUUCCAAAAAACUGGUUUGUCCGCUGCGUUUUACUGAGUUUUAUACCAAGACCUUUAGGAGGAGCAUUGUAGGUGGACGACCUUUUGUUUUGCUUGAUAAAGAUUCAGUAUCAGUGCUCAAGCCAAACUAACCAGUGAGCUAUGGACAUCAAGGUCAGAAUGGGCCAUAUCCCAGUGCAGAAGAGGCUGAGAAUCAAAUUCUUCUCUUCUCACAGGAUGCCAAGCAGUGUCCUCUUGUAGCAUGUUCGUCUUGGCAUGGUGUUGAUCAUGCUUAAAUCGCCAUGGUUCAUAAGGAUAUAUGAGGGGCAAGAACGCCAAGUUCCAACAAUAUCUUCCACUAAUUUAUUGCGCGAAAAUGACUUGUGAGCGCAGUCAUGGCCUAUCACAAAAAACCCUGUCACUGCUGUGCCAGUCCAUGCCCAAGCCAGAGGGAGAAGAUACCAUGGAGAUUUAGAAAUCAUAAAAAUCCCCAAUGCAUAAGAGGUGACUGACAUCAAGACGGAUUUCCAAGCUUCACAUCAUGACUCUCCAUUUCACAAUAUUGCCUGACCUGAGUAACAGUUGCAUUCUCCUUGUUUCCAAGAGAGAUAGCUUCAUCAAAGGCAAAAAAACAGAUCAAAUGCACUUGUGCAGAUACCUUCUUCAUCAAGAUAGGAAGCAUACUCAGACACAAGUUUUGAUAAAAGUUUCAGUGUCUCCAGAUCUUCAAGAAUGUUGCUCUGCUUGUUUGUUACGAGUAUUAGAGAGCUUCAAUCGGCUGGUAGACAUAGCAUACACUUUCCAUCUCAACAAAGGUAUGCUGCUUUCCAGUACCAACAAGCUUCAGAAAUGCUGCGAGUAGGCCCUCUAUCCUUAUUCGAGCCAUAUCCACAAACUGCCUUGAGACAAGUGCUUUCCCAGACUAGACUUGCCUAUGAUGGAAGCCGCGAGGACAACCAUCUUGGAAAUCUGCAUAGUGUCAAAAUCUGACGCAAAGACUCUCAGCUAUUACAAUUGAUUUGAUGAUGGGGCUUAGCUCUCAGGAGAGGUGCAUCUCAGCACCCCUCCCACCGAUCGAGUAAUGAGCUCGCAGAGGAACUGGAAGGUGAAGACCAUUUCGACGAAAGUAGAGGUGAGCAGACAACACCAGAAAAAAUAGACUAUAGCAAUGUGAACUGUGGAGAACUUUGGUCACCAGACUAGGGAAGACAUAGAACUAAUGCUGAAUAGAAGGAGACAAACUAAGGAACAUGGAGUACGACACUGGAUAGACCUAGAUAUUUAUUCAGCCUCUAGACAGAAGGCUUGAUGCAGACAGAAAUGACGGCAAUGAAUUUGAAGAUGUCGUUGACAAACCUGCUACUGAUGAACUCAAAUAUACUGUCAAAUGACAGAUGAAGAUCAGUGCUCUCUCGUCGUAGAACUGCCUCGCCGGCAAAGAACCUCGUCGGAAGAGGAGAUGACAGUGAACUCGUCGUCCUAGAUUAGAGGACUGACGAAAGUAUAACCGCUCUAAAUGGCGGAAAGAAAACCUGCUCGAAAUGGCAGGAUAUCACGCCUUUAAACGGCGGAAAGAUAACAUGCCUCCAAUGGCGCAAUAAGUGCAUCAAGAUGACGCCAGAAAGAAACUCGGCAGAGGCGGAAGGCCUCGCCGCAAAGACACUCGGCAGAGGCAGAGUGCCUCGUCGGAAAGAUACUCAGCAGAGACGGAAUGCCUCGCCGGAAAGAUACUCGGCAGAGGCGUAAGGCCUCGCCGGAAGGAUACUCGGCAGAGGUGGAAGGCCUCGCCGAACAAAGAGGGGUUUGAAACCCUAACCUGUAACCUGUCUGUCGCCAGAUGUUAGUGGUGGCGUCGACGCUCCCCUAGACAAGCGACGUCGAGCAGAACCGACGCGGAACAGAGCUGGCAGCAGCAGCAGUGACGCUCUCUCAGGUAGGAGACGCCAAACAGAGGCCGCAGCAACAGUGGUGGAGGCGAUGGCACUCCCCCAGACAGAAGUUGGACAGAGCGGACGAACCUUAGCGGAACAAACCCGCUCUGAUACCAUGUUGGAAAUAGAGAAAAAACCCCGUCACGAAGGACGGAGGGGAGAACGGCAGAAACCGCCUCAAGAUUCAUGACUGUAACCCCAUUAUAUAGGGAGUAACGGUACACAACUUUUACCAAAACACCCUCAACUAAUUAUGUAUCGUAGGGAAAUAAUGUAAUUAGUUGAGAGUGUUUUGGUAAAGUUGUGUAUCAUUACUCCCUAUAUAAUGAGGGUUACAGUUGAAUGAAUCUUGAGGUGGUUUCCGCCGUUCUCCCCUCCAUCCUUUGUGACGAGAUUUUUUCUCUAUUUCCAACAUUUUUUAUUCAAUAAAGUUCUUUCUUCCUCUCCAAAUGUGUUGCGGGAUCUCCAGCAUACUAGAUUGAGGACUACCAUUCUACAUUCAACUAUGGUUAAAAAAUUAGGACUAAAGAUUGAGAGGCACCCUCAUAUUUUUAAUAUUGGGUUGAUAAAAAAGAACUUUGAAAUAAAUAUUUCAUAAACUUAUUUGUUAAAAUAUUCAGUUGGUAAAAAAUAUUUUGAAGUUCAAUGUGAUUUAGUUGACAUGAGUACCUGUCACAUGAUUUUAGAAAGGUCUUGGCGGUUUGACAUUGAUGCCACAUUUCAUUACAAGAAGAAUCACUAUUUAUUUUAUAGAACUGGUGAGAAAAUGAUUUUAUGCCCAAUGAAGGAGAGUGAUUUCUAUGUCAGUUGAAAAUAAUGUUAUGUCAGUUCAAAAUAAGGAAGAUUUUAGAAAAAUUUAGAAAAAAAUAUAAGAACAUAUCAGUGUUCAAACUUCAUAUGCGAGUGAUCAACAAUUACCAAAUGCUUUUUUAACUCUUAUAUUAUUUUAGAUUCGUAUUACUAUGACCCUUUGUGACACUGGAGAACAUAAUGAUUCAGUUCCAAUAACAAGCCUACCUGACUUUCAAUAUGAAUUUUGAAAAGAAUAGAAAUUCACAUGAUAUAAGAUUUUUUUAUGAAAAGGUUUAAAAGACAUUACGAAUCCAUGGGCAUUACAUGUUGGAAAGAGAGAGUAUGGUUUUUAUUAUCCAGUUCUGGAUGAUAUGUUUGGCAUAGUAUCUAUAGAUCCAAAUAUUUCUCAAAAAUUGACUCAGACAGUAGUUCUCUUCAAAUCAAGAUCUGUUCAUGUGAGAGAUGGAAUUUUUUUUCUCAAACAAUUGCAUGCUUUUUUCAAAUCAUUUGCAUUGUUUGCCUUGUCUAAUAUGAGGAUGAUGAGCCUAAUGAAUUUCUAUAUCAAAAAGUAUUUUGUCUCUUGUUUCAGUUAUACAUUCGGUUACAAAGGUCUAGAAGAACAUAUGUUUUAUUUGAAAGAGGUUUUGAGAGUUUUACAGCAGAAUCAGCUACACGUAAAUUUUCAAAAAUUUAACUUCAUCACUGGAAAUAUGAUUUUUUCGGGAUCAACCCAAAGAAUUUUACCAAAUUGUUUUUAGAAGGCUCCCAAAAUUGGCCAUCAAUCUGGUGCAUAGUUUUUAUAUAUUGAACCAUCUGUAGCAUAAAUUUCUGAAAAAUUCUGCUUCUAGCAUCAUAUCUAUUACUGAAUGUAUGAAGAAAGAAAAUCUCAGUUGGACAGAAGCAUCAAUAAGAAGAUUUGAUCUCUGUAAGCGAUUUGAACUUUCCAAGAGAUUUUAUCCAUUGUCACUCCCAAACUGAGGUUAUAAAUGAGACGCUAUGCCGUUUUGAUUCAUUCCAUUUCAGAAGAUAAAUCAGGAGAGUAGGAUUUGACCUUGGACUUUGGUAACAUGUCGCAUCAUUUCAAUCAUACAACUUCAAGAAGUCGUCCUUCACUCAGUUACCAGAAUGAUUUGGUAGGAUUAAUCAGAAACAUGAAGAAAAUGUUUUUGAAGGCAAUUAUUUGAUCAUUAUAAACUUGCAAAUAUACAGAUUUCAGUUGGAAGCUAUAACGAGGAGUUAAGGCCGAUGAUCCUAUUUGUGAACCUCUAUGUGUCUCAUCUUGAUAAUUAUGAUGAGAGUAUGAUGUUAGACAUCACUUCCAAAAGAGAGAAUGGUGAAAAGUUUUUGUGGGCCAGACGUUCCGAAAGCUUGAAGGAUGAGGUGGCCCAAAAUCAGAUUUGGCCUAUAAGAAAAUCGUGAGAAAUGCUUUAGAGAUUAGUUUAAGUUAAUUUUUCUCUUUUGGUACACUUUAAAUCUGUUUUACAGCAUUAUUUUUAAGCGUUUUGAUUUUUUUUUAAAAGUACCAUUAAAACAGUUUGAUUUUGUUAAAGGUAUUUAACAGAAAUUCGGCCUAUUUAAACCCUUACGCGUUGUAAAUCCGGAGGCAUUUUGAGUUGGUACGAAUUCUACUUGUUUGAGGUUUCCCCUCUCUAUGCUUGUGGAUUCAAGGCAAUAUUGUGAUCUCUGUGGAUUCAAGGGUUGUCCCAUCAAGUCCUUGUGGAUUGAAGAAUUAAUGUUUCUAUGUUCUAUCUUGUGGAUUCAAGAACGAAUUUUCUUUUUCAUGCAACUCCCACUGAGUCACCUUCACUGUGUCUUGUCACAAUUUUUUGUCAAAUAAUCUAAAGGAAAACAAGCUGUCAGAUGGAAGUCAAACUCUCGAAACGUCAUGAUAAAAAAGUGCCCUCUCUCUUUCUUCCCCAGGUGUUGCCUAGGAGUACUAACUUACGGUUUUGGGUCCAAAAAGACACUCCUUGAAGACUUUGCAACCUCAUCGUUGACCAAUCUUGGGGCGGUCGUCAUAAACGGAUAUCUUCCAUCAGUCAACCUGAAGCAGGUCACAACCUCUUAUCUUUUCGUUCAGUUGGGUACACUUUUCCCCUGAGAUGGAUCUUCUGCCGCAGGUUGUGCUUGCUUUAGCAGAGCUCUGGUGGGCCCAGUCCCACGGCAGGCGGAGGAGCUCAGCUAGGGAGCCUUCUGGCGCGCAAUCCAUGGAAGAUCUCAUCUCUUCCCUGGACGAAAAGCCCACAAAAGAUGUGGAGUCCUUCGUGUGCCUGGUCGUCCACAACAUCGACGGCCCCGCCCUGCGGGACACUGAGUCCCAGCGAUAUCUGGGACGAAUUGCUGCUUGCUCUGCCGUCCGGAUGAUUGCGUCUGUUGAUCAUGUCAACGCCCCCCUCCGUCAGUACUUCUAGCAACUCCACUAAUGAUGUUGUUGUUGAUGAGUAGAGAGAGAGAGAGUGAAGAGGAUAAUGUGUUGUGAUGGUUUGGGUGAUUUGGUUGCAGUGUGGGACAAGAAGAUGGUUCACAGGGAGUUCAGGUGGUGCUGGCACCACGUGCCGACGUUCGAGCCGUACAGAGCAGAGGGGGUCUUCUUCCCCCUCGUCCUCGCCAGCGGCCAUGCCGCGCAGACUGCAAGGACAGCCCUAACCGUCCUUCAGAGCCUCACACCGAAUGCUCAGAGCGUCUUCAAGGCCCUCGCCGAGUAUCAACUGGCCCAUCCUAAGGAAGAGGGUUAGUCCCUGCUCUCUCUCUCUCUCUCUCUUGCUUGACGCAUCUUCUCUACCGACAUCUCUUUCUCUCUCCCUCUCUCUCUCGUUCAGGGAUGCCGGGGAAUGCUCUCUACGGGAUGUGCCGCGAGCGGUUUCUGGUGAGCAGCCUGGUGACGCUGAAGUCGCACUUGGCGGAGUUCAAGGACCACGACCUUGUGAAGGUGAGGAGGAAUUCCGAGGGCCAGGAGUGCUAUCACGUGCCACUUGCCGACGACGCCCUGGAGAAGCUGCUACAAGAACUGAAUUAG
Spirodela intermedia is the source of this 9512-nucleotide messenger RNA. Lineage: Eukaryota; Viridiplantae; Streptophyta; Magnoliopsida; Alismatales; Araceae. The record is from the annotation of a GenBank genome assembly.